Messenger RNA from Oryctolagus cuniculus (rabbit), 2961 nucleotides. It is a transcript of the gene CCL20, whose product is annotated as C-C motif chemokine ligand 20. Lineage: Eukaryota; Metazoa; Chordata; Mammalia; Lagomorpha; Leporidae. Gene Ontology annotation, molecular function: chemokine activity. Gene Ontology annotation, biological process: immune response. The record is from RefSeq and is a predicted model, not a curated record. Gene Ontology annotation, cellular component: extracellular region.
CACAGAGAGAGGGAGAGAGAUUUUCCAUCUGCUGUGCCCAUAACAGCCAGUGCUGGGGCCAGGUAGAAGACAGGAGGCAGGAACUCUGUCACAUGACCUCACAUUAGCAGGAAGCUGGAACUGAAAACUGAAAGUAGAGUGGCCAGGAGUUGAACCAGCAUUCUGAUAUGAGAUGCAAGCAUACUAGGUAGCGAUUUUAACCACUGUGUUAAACACCUGCCCCUUAUUUUUUGUUAAAUGCAGGUGUGUACAGCCAUAAAUACACCUCUGGGCAGUGCUUUCACUACAUUCCAUCAAUUUUGGUGUGUUAUAUUUUUGUUUUCAUUCACCUCAAAGUGUUUUCUACUUUUCCUAGUGAUUUCUUCUUUGACACAUUAAUUAUUGAGAACAUAUGGUUUGAUUUCUGCAUAUCAUGGUUUUCCUAUUUUCCUUCUCUUAUUGAUUUCACAUUUAAUUCCAUUGUAAUUUGAAAACAUACUCAAACGUUAUGAUUUCAAUCUUUUUAACUUUAUUGAGACUUACUCUAUAGCAUCAUAUAUGCUUUAUCAUGGAGGAUGUUCCAUGUUCACUUGAGAAGGCUGUCCAUCCUGCUGUUAAGAGAAGUGUUCUGUAGAUGUCUGUUAGCUCUGGUUGUAUUAUAAUGCGGUUCAAGUCUCCUUUUUUGAUCUUCUGUUUGGGUUUUCUAGUAAUUAUUGAAAGUAUGGUAUCAAAACUUACAUUUUUUCUUGUUGAUUUAAUUCUUCUUCCCUUCAAUUCUGUGCUUUUUGCUUGUGUAUUUGGGGGUGCUGAUGUUGAAUGUACAUAUUAUCAUAAUUUUUUGUUAUUAAUAGAUUAAUUAUUUAUCAUUGUUAAGGCCCUCUUUGUCUUUACAAUGCUUUUUUGUUUUAAAAAUCGAUCUUCUCUACUGUGGGUGUGGGAUUCUUAUUCUCCUCUGUUUGCUGUUUACCUGGUAUAUCUUUUUUUAUUUUUUUUAAGUUUUUUUAUUUUUUAUUUUUGACAGGCAGAGUGGACAGUGAGAGAGACAGAGACAGAGAGAAAGGUCUUCCUUUCGCUGUUGGCUCACCCUCCAAUGGCCGCCACAGUACAGCACGCUGCGGCCAGUGCACCACGCUGAUCCGAUGGCAGGAGCCAGGCACUUCUCCUGGUCUCCCAUGGGGUGCGGGGCCCAAGUACUUGGGCCAUCCUCCACUGUACUCCCUGGCCACAGCAGAGAGCUAGCCUGGAAGAGAGGCAACCAGGACAGAAUCCGGCGCCCUGACCGGGACUAGAACCUGGUGUGCCGGCGCUGCAAGGCGGAGGAUUAGCCUAGUGAGCCACGGCGCCGGCUAGGUUCUAUUACUUUCAACCUGUUUUUGUCUAGUGGACAUUUCUUAUUAUACCACCAUAGAUUAGGGAUUCACAUUACUUAUUGUCAUUAUCACUGUUAUUUUAUAUUUAGCUAACUACUACUGUAGGUUUUAUUCCUUCAAUCUUUCUAAGCCUUUGUAUUGAGAUAUGUAAGUGCAUCAUCACAAAUAGAAGAGGAUUUUUUCUCUUGGGUUUCAAAAGUGAUUAGAGCCUGUAAAUAUAUACUUUCUCAGAAGAGUUGGUACAGAACAGGAUGAAGCUGUGGCUUGUGUCUUUCUUAGGGGCUGGUAUUUUCCCCCAUUACUGGGAUUAUCACCUGCUCUCAACACUAGUCUAGAAAUUCAGGGUCUGCUUUGUGACAGCCUAGGGUCAACCCUGCAAUUGUAUUCCUGACAUUCCAGACCAUACUCCCCUUGCCUGACUGGCAAUGGAAAGGAAACAGGGUGUAACAAUAGGAACACUGGAAUGCUCCGGUUCUGGGUUGACCUUUGUAUUGCUGCUAAUCCUUUAUUUUCUUAGGCAAAAGAGAUGAAAGUAAAACUGAACAGGAAUCCAAAGACUUGAUAGGAGUCUCCCCUUCUGAAGCUUUCCCCAACCUUCACACCUUCCAAACAUUUGGGAAAGGCAGGAAGUUUUCCCUGUGGGUUGUCUUUGUGAUGACAUGAUGCGGCAGGUUCAUCAGUGGGGAAAACCCCGUGUGAGAACACGCCUUCUGUGUACAUUCCCAAUAUUUGCUAUAAGUAGGGCUAUCCCAGGUUGCUAUCAGAACACAACAGAACCGCCAGGGCACUGGGUACCCAGAACUGAGCAGAUCUGUUCUUUGAGCUGAAAAUGACGUGUGGUAGCAAAUCUUUACUUCUGUCUGCAUUGAUGUCAUUGCUGCUACUGCAUCUCUGCAGCAAGUUGGAAGCAGCAAGUAACUUUGACUGCUGCCUUCGGUAUACAGAAUGUAGAAUUCAUCCCAGAUUUAUCGUGGGCUUCACACAGCAGCUGGCCAAUGAAGCGUGUGACAUCAAUGCUAUCAUCCUUCACACAAAGAAAAAUUUGUCUGUGUGUGCAGAUCCGAAGAAGGAAUGGGUGAAAAGAGUUGUGCAUAUCCUCAGUAACAGAGUCAAGAAAAUGUAAAAACAAAUGCUAUUCUGGAGUAGGAUUGGACACAGCCCAAGAACCAAAAGAACCUAUGUAGGGUUGGAGAUUUCAUUUGCACAUCAUUGAAGGUCUAGCACUUAUCUGAUUUAUACCUUGUUGGGCUUGUCCAGUUAAUGAAGUUGAUUCAUAUUGCAUCAUAAUUUGCUUUGUUUAAGCACCACAUUAGAGUCAAACUGCUUUGUGUUAAGUUAUUUACAGUUGUAAGUUUUCUAUGUUUGUCUAUUUAAUACUGUUUUACCAUAAGCUAUUUGGUUUAGUGCAAAGUAUAAAAUUAUGUUUGGGGGAAUAAGAUUAUAAGGGCUUAUUUGCAAGCAACAAGCUAUUUUUAAAACAACUACUUAACAUUCUUCUGUGUAUAUAAUUUUGUCUCAAAUUGUUGUAAAUCUUAUAAAGAAGAAACAUUAUAAGGAUAAAAAAUGAAAAUAAAACAAGGAACCAAAAAGUUGUUUGUAUAUAAUUUAUUAA